GGCCUUCCCCGGGAGCCCUUCUGAGCCUGCCGGUCAUUCAGACGUUUUCAUAGGUUGGGUUUGUCGUCACUCUUGAGCAAUACCCAAACCUUCGCUACCUAACGUCAUCACUGUUUUUAAACCCGGAGAGCUAACCCAGACCAUCUCUGGAGAGCACGGAGCCCUUUUCCGUGAGAAUUCGAAAAAUAUUAAUGUGCAUGACUAAAGGAAGCCAGGUGGUCAAUGGGCCCUACGUCUACAGCGCUUCUUUUAUUCAACAAUAACAAGUUCUGUAUCAAUUGGUUUCCACAGUUUAUCUGUCCGCUUUGCAGGUGGCAGCGGAGAUGCGGCUUGUCUCCUCGCUUGCGAAGGAGCCAGCGUGUCACAGCAACUCCCAACACGUUCUAGAUGAGUACUUAUAAAUAUGAGGCUCUUCGUCUCAUAUUUAUAAGGAGAUUUAUAUCCUGACAGGCUGAGAAAUGAAGGGCUUCACUUUACUAGCCUGCCUGUUCUCUUUCCAACUGCCUUUUGUUUUUCCUGCAAGAAACCUUUCUCUCCAGUGCAUGCAAGAUACUGAGGAAUUCCUUUCUGAUCUGAAUUCCGUGACGCCCAAAGACUACGCCCUCAGAAUGUAUGACUCGGUGGGGAAGCUUGGAAGCAAUGUUCUUAAUGGGAACGUGGACAGGCUGGGGUCCUACAGUGAAUGUGCUUCAACCCAGAACCCCAAGGGGACCUUCCGGGGCCAGUACUGCAAGCUUCAUAUGCUGCAGGACGGAGCUGACUACAGCGUGGGCGUGUGCGUCCCUGACUCUUGCGCCGAAGAGGAGGUGACCGUGAUGGCUCAGCUGGACACUUUAAAAUUCAGAAACACUUCGUUCUUGGCUCCGCCCCUGUCCCUCUUCACUAGACAUCCUUCCUCCUCACCUAGCGGGGGCGUGGCCAGAUGCUCUGCUGGGCUGUUCCCCCUGAACACACUUGCUGCUGCUGUAUGUCUGUUCGUCAGCUUGCUGGGCCUCGCUCUCCCUGUGGCUGGGACUGUGUACACCGCGGCCAGGUGUUGGGGCCCGGGACUCAGGCACUAUCCUGCCCGUGGGGCACCUUCCAGUCGUGGGAGUUUGCCUUGGAGCAGCUCAGAGAGCCUUGAGCAAGGAAGCAGGACCCCACGGCCAGCGUGCCCAGCUCAUUUCUCCCCGCCAGGACCCCCACGCAGAGGAGAAAGGUUUCUAGGAGCCGUGGACCACGCUCUCCAGUGCUUUUCCUGGCAGAAGAAUGUGCCAGCCCUCUGGACCACAAAGCUAAGGGGAGACAUCUGCCCUGCAUUGAACGGCAUCCGGGUCCUGAGCCUCCUCUGGAUCGUCUCGGGACACACCAGCCAGAUGACCGCGUGGCUGUCCCUGGACAAUGCACUUGAAUGGAGAGCCAGAGUGCCCUACAACCCUCUCUACCUCUACUCCCGGAGCGGCCCCUUCUAUCUCGGAGUGGACACAUUUUUCCUGAUCAGUGGUUGGUUGGGUGCAAGGUCGUUUCUAAAGAUGUGCCAGAACCAGGACCAAGAAAUGACCCCUACAGUCAUACUCAGAUAUUUUCUCAAUCGUCUUAUAAGGUUGCAGCCUCUCCACCUGUACUCUGUGUGCUUGCUGGUUGGCAUGUUCUCUCUUGUGCCCUGGGGACCAGUUUGGGAAGUGCCCAGAAUCCACUACGACAACUGCCUGCGAGCCUGGUGGACGAACGUGCUGCUGCUGAACAACUUCGUGUCUGUUCGCCACGCGUGCAAUGGCUGGACUUGGUAUCUUGCUGCCGACUUCCAGUUUCAUCUGAUGACACCGUUGAUCAUCUUCAUCCAUGGAAAAAGUCCACAUCUCCUGGCUUUCCUCGGGGUCGUGCUAUUCUUGGCAUCUUUUGCUGCUACUGCUCUGCUCACACUGGCCUAUCAACUUCCCGUGGCAUCUCCAGCAGCAGCCAGUGAAAACAGCACACUGUUGUAUUUCUUGGAGUAUUACACCAAGCCCUACUGCCGAUGUGGACCAUUCCUCGUGGGCCUUUUUCUGAGCAUUUUCAUGCACCAGAAUCGCCAGGGAAACAUUCUCAAGACCAAGGCUCAGGCCCGGCUGGGCUGGAUGUGCUCCCUGCUGACCCUGUUUGUGGUUGUCGCCUUGGCGUACACUGUGGAUGACACCUCUGCCACCUCGUCUGUGGCCACUGCCAUCUACCAGGCCCUGCACCGGACCCUGUGGGCGGCCGGCGUGGGUUGGGUCAUCUUCGCCUGCCAGGAAGGCUAUGGAGGCCCCGUGAACCGCGUGCUUUCUUGUGAGGUCUGGAGUCUUCCGGCUAGGAUCAGUUAUGCUUGCUACCUGGUGCACCCUAUGGUGAUCAUCCUCUAUAACGGACUGCAGGAGACCCUCAUCCACUACACUGACAUCAACAUGUUCUACCUGUUCUCCGGACACUGUGUGCUGACCUUCCUCUCCGGGCUGGUCCUGACACUGUCCAUCGAGCGGCCAUGGCUGGAGCUGAAGCAGAGUCUAUGGGGACCGGUGCCUGCUGGGCCAUGAGCUUGCCAAGCACGACAUGAAAGAAAAGAACCGCCAGUCCUUCCAUGGUGACAAGCAAAGGCCAGGCCACUUCCAAUAGGCAACUAACUAACACUGCGCCCCUCAAAAGGGGUGUAGGUCUGAUUUUGUGAAUGUUUCACACAUGCCAAUUCCCUGUGUGAACUAUAAAACCAAAAGAAUUCUGUGAUAAUUUUUAUAGUCAUACCGUCAUCACCUUCUGUUGAGUCAUUUCAUUUAAAAAAGUCUGUAUUUUGAGGGGCAUGGGUGAGUGGGCCUUGACUCGGAUUUGAUCUAUAUCAGUGGUCAGAUUGCUUAUGUGUAAAGUGGAGGCCAUGCCUAGACUCCCAGAGCAUGCAAAGCCAUGUAGCCCUCCUACACGACCGUAACCUUGCUUGAUUUGCAGACAUAAGCAAGACGUAACUGCAGCUGUUUCUUGUAAAUACUCGCAUUAAAGACAAACAGAAUCUAAGCUCAAGCAAUCAGAAGCAGCCAAUGAGCUUAUGUAACCGCGUAAGGGACUUGCCAAUGCAGUGACCAGAGAAGCAGCUGUAGGAUUGUCACCACUCAGGACGCUGUGGCGUACUUCAGUGCCUCUCCCUGGGGUCCCCGUACUGGAGCUCCUGGACCACACUGGAUUUGGCACUGCACAGUAAUAAUGGAUGUUCGCUUGAAUACGCUCUAAAAUUUUAUUGUCCCCCAGUUCACUGUUUUCAGAAAUAGGAAAUGCGGGGCUGGAGAGAUGGCUUAGUGGUCAAGGCGGGAAAUGACCUAAUGUUGUAACUGUGUCUAUUUUUUUUUUUUUUUUUUUUACUAUUUAAUUUGGGUUUUGAACUCUUUUUAUAACCUGUUAUUCUGUAACCCCUGAUAUUCCCAGUGAAGUCACCACAUAUAGCUCCAUGCAACACAGCUGUUCAUGUGCUCUUAAGGUAUGUUCUUAGGGCUGGAGAAAUGGCUCAGCGGUUAAGCGCUUGCCUGUGAAGCCUAAGGACCCUGGUUCGAGGCUUAAUUCCCCAGGACCCACGUUAGCCAGAUGCACA
Jaculus jaculus (lesser Egyptian jerboa) is the source of this 3568-nucleotide messenger RNA. RefSeq names its product O-acyltransferase like protein-like. NCBI's taxonomy places the organism in Eukaryota, Metazoa, Chordata, Mammalia, Rodentia, Dipodidae. The record is from RefSeq and is a predicted model, not a curated record. Gene Ontology annotation, molecular function: acyltransferase activity, transferring groups other than amino-acyl groups. The transcript is spliced from 15 exons. Bases 459 to 2531 code for a protein of 690 amino acids.